Sphaeramia orbicularis (orbiculate cardinalfish) is the source of this 2215-nucleotide messenger RNA. RefSeq names its product MINDY family member 4B (gene mindy4b). Gene Ontology annotation, biological process: protein K48-linked deubiquitination. NCBI's taxonomy places the organism in Eukaryota, Metazoa, Chordata, Actinopteri, Kurtiformes, Apogonidae. The record is from RefSeq and is a predicted model, not a curated record. The transcript is spliced from 11 exons. Bases 139 to 1440 code for a protein of 433 amino acids. Gene Ontology annotation, molecular function: K48-linked deubiquitinase activity; cysteine-type deubiquitinase activity.
CUGGUCUCACAAACCGGAUCCAGUUUCAGUUUCAACCUCCUGCUUCUGUGAAAACCUGCAGUCCGUCUCAGUCCUGAUCAGUCCAGGACCGGACCGGCUGCAGGUCCACAGGCUCAUCCAGAACCAGCAGAGACCGUUAUGAUCCAGAGGGACUGCAGACUGGACUACAUCCAGCUGCUCCAGAACCAGGUCCACAACAAUCCAGAUACGUUACUGGAUGUGAGGAAGGAGGAGGAGUCAGACCAGGCUCCGCCCCCCAACAAGCUCCUCCCCUAUCUCUGCUCCAUCCCCAGCAGAGCCUUGGUGUCCCCGAGUCUGGGAGGGACCCCGGUCACCCCUCAGCUGACCGAGAACUUGAGGAAGAUCCUGUUUGGUGGAACCUUUCAUGUCUUCAGCUACGAGUGGAGGAGGUCUUUGUUCCAGUUCAGAGACCCGGACUCGGAGAUGGCCUACAGUCUGGAGACGGACCAGGGCGGGGCUCGGCCCGUUCAGACGGUGGUCCAGGCUCGGAUCAUCAAACACCUGCUGUUCAGUCGACAGACCGGCGCUGAAGGACGGACGACGGUCCACAGUCUUCGUGACGUCAGUCGGCGAGACCAGGAGAGGGCGCUGGCGGCGGCAUUGACCGAUAGCCUCUGGUUGGCCGGUCAGGAGAUCAGCGCUACCGUUACCUUGGUAACCGUUGACUACUGCAUCCCCCCUCCACUGGACUACAAACUGGACAACUUCACAGAGAAGCUGCAGCUUUUCACCUUCAACGACAAAGACGACGUCCAGACGUUCAUCCUGCGACACAUUCACUGUUUCACGGAGGAGGGAAGUCACGGCGUCGUCCUGUUCCUGUACAGCCUCAUCUGCUCCAGAACUGUGGAAAGACUGAGGGACGACCUGGACUCGCCAACCUCUCACCUGUUGCACCUCAGAUGGGAAACCUUCGUCUGUCGCCAGGCUUUGCUGAACCUGCUGUUGACGGGUCGAGCCAGUCCCAAUGUCUUCAAUGGGACCGUCCACCUGGAUGAGGACGGGCGGCCUCUGCAGCACCCCCUGCAGGGCGUCCUGAACCGCUGCGACGUCGGGUUUCUGACCUGGAGUCGGGAGCAGAUGGAGCGCGACCGGCUGCCUCAGGUGGGCAGCAUGUUGAAGACGCCCCGGUUCCCGGUCUGGGUCUGCUCCAUUAACGGCAGCUACUCUGUUCUGUUCAGUCCAAACCGGUCACUGCUGUCGGACUGGAAGACGGAGCAUCUGUUCCACCUGUACCUGUGCACCGGGCAGAACUCGCAGAAAACCACCACCAGACUGACUGUUGAUACCCAUUCUCACCACUGGGAGGCCAACUCGGACCCAGACCCAGAGAAGAGGUUCCCGUCUCUGGAAAUGACCAUCAGGACCAAAUGGGACGGAGCUGCCAUCGACUGGAACGGAACCACACCUUUCUACUGAUCACCUGACAGGAAGUGGGCCGGCCAGGUUCUGUUCUGGAGCUUCGGUCCAGAUGAACGUCUCCUAGGGAUAUUUCCAUGUUCUGGUCCAGAUUAAUUGGAUUAAUUGUUGACUUUUAUUCAUUUUCUUUCAUAUUUCUUCAUCAUUUUUAAUUCAAAUGUUUGUUCAUUUCUUUCAGUGGUUUUGAUGGUGGUCCAUCAGUUUGUCUGAACCAGAGCCAUCAGUUUUUCAUAAUUUAUUUUAUUAAAUAAAUUCUCUGAUAAAUAAUGUUGACUCUGGUUCUGGUUCAAUGGUUUUGUGUUGAGGGUUUUUUAAUGUGGGUUUGUAGGUGUUGCAGGUCUGGUCUGUUCUAGUCUGGUCCACUUCCUGUGUCCAGUACUUCCUGUUUGAUUUUGGGUUCAGCUCCAGGUCCUUUUCUGCAUCUGGACCUGGUUGAUUAAUCCAAAUCUGGUUCAUCUACGUCCAACCUCCUUCAGGGUCUUCGUCUUCAGAUUCCUGGAGGAUGUUGGAGGGACAUGUCCACAUUUGUGCCUUAGACAUUCAGACUGGACCGGGAAUGAUCUGAACCUGCACACGAAUCCAUGAACGUCAUUAAAUGACAGCUCAGACUGAGACCGAUGAGUCCAGAUGGACAGAACCAGGGUCAACAUUAACGUCAUUCAGUCCAAGAUAAACAAGAAUAAAAGCAACAAAACAUCUAAAAGUUUAUCUGGAUGAAGACGAUCAGUGAGAAAAAUAAACAUCAGUAAAAAUAGAACAAAUCUGUCUUUUAUUG